Molecule: messenger RNA, 1047 nt
Organism: Lycium ferocissimum
Lineage: Eukaryota; Viridiplantae; Streptophyta; Magnoliopsida; Solanales; Solanaceae
Exons: 2
Coding region: 1-1047 (348 amino acids)
Source: RefSeq, a predicted model, not a curated record
AUGGAGCCCGAGCUCACUAAUGCAGAGUUAGAUCACUUUCUAGCUUCGCGAGAUCCUUUGGAGACAGCUUUGGUGUAUGGGGAAGACUUGAUGAUUGAUGCAGAAGUCGAGGAGUGUCUUAGCAUCCUUGACACUUCAUGUGCUUAUCUACGAGCAAACACACCAUUUGAGGAGCUAGACAGACCAGAGUCAUGGAAGAAGCCGAAACCAUCUAUUGAAGAGGCUCCAGUUCUUGGGUUGCAGCCAUUACCCCCUCAUCUUAGCUAUUCAUUCCUGGGCAGUGGAGAUACAUUGCCUGUAAUCCUCUCUGCUUAUUUGACUAAUGUGCAGGUUGAACGUGUGUUACGAGUGCUAAAAGAUCGAAUCCAAGCCCUUGGGUGGUCGAUAGCUGAUAUUCAAGGUAUUAGUAGUUCGUUUUGCAUGCACAAAAUCUUAUUAGAGGAGGACAACAAGCCUAGUGUUGAAUGCCAGAGACGACUAAACCCGAUCAUGAAGGAGGUGGUGAAGAAAGAGGUAAUCAAGUGGCUUGACAACUGCAUUAUUUAUAACAUCUCUGACAGCAAAUGGAUGCUCGAUAGAUUGGCUGGGCAUGAUUAUUAUUACUUCUUGGAUGGCUAUUCGGGCUACAACCAGAUAAUGAUUGCACCUGAGGAUCAAGAGAAAAUCACAUUCACAUGUCCAUAUGGCACGUUUGCAUUCCGGAGGAUGCCUUUCGGUUUGUGCAAUGCUCCAGGUACUUUCCAGCGAUGUAUGAUGGCUAUUUUCACUGAUAUGGUGGAAAACUAUGUAAAGGUAUUUAUGGAUGACUUCUCUAUUUUUGGAAAUUCUUUUGAUGACUGCUUGAACCAUCUUGAUGACGUGUUAGCUUGUUGUGAAGAAACGAACUUGGUACUUAACUGGAAAAAAUGCCAUUUCAUGGUUCGAGAAGGCAUUGUUCUUGGGCACAAGAUAUUGAGCAAUGGAAUAAAGGUUGACAAGGCGAAGAUUGAAGUAAUUAAAAAAUUUCCACCACCUGUUUCAGUUCGGGGAGUGCACAGUUUUCUUUGA